GGCCGGGCACUGUGGCUCUCCGUGAAAUCCGCCGUUACCAGAAGAGCACUGAGCUGCUCAUCAGGAAGUUGCCCUUCCAACGUUUGGUGCGCGAGAUUGCUCAGGAUUUCAAGACUGAUCUCCGUUUCCAGUCCUCUGCUGUCAUGGCUCUGCAGGAGGCCUCCGAGGCUUACCUUGUCGGUCUAUUUGAGGACACAAACCUUUGCGCUAUCCACGCCAAGCGCGUCACUAUCAUGCCAAAGGACAUCCAGCUUGCCCGCCGCAUCCGAGGCGAGCGUGCCUAA
Messenger RNA from Enterospora canceri, 284 nucleotides. NCBI's taxonomy places the organism in Eukaryota, Fungi, Microsporidia, Enterocytozoonidae. The record is from the annotation of a GenBank genome assembly.